Bufo gargarizans (Asiatic toad) is the source of this 4036-nucleotide messenger RNA. RefSeq names its product TATA-box binding protein associated factor 5 (gene TAF5). The record is from RefSeq and is a predicted model, not a curated record. NCBI's taxonomy places the organism in Eukaryota, Metazoa, Chordata, Amphibia, Anura, Bufonidae. Gene Ontology annotation, biological process: transcription initiation at RNA polymerase II promoter. Gene Ontology annotation, cellular component: transcription factor TFIID complex. Gene Ontology annotation, molecular function: RNA polymerase II general transcription initiation factor activity; protein binding. The coding region runs from base 6 to 2294 and encodes 762 amino acids. The transcript is spliced from 11 exons.
CCAAGAUGGCGGCGCCGCCAGAUGAGGCGAGCGAGUCGGUGAAGACGGAGCCCGAGCUCCUGGAGGAGGUGAAGCAGGAGACCCCGGGCUGCAAUGACAGCGAGGAGACGGCGCUCGGCAACGGGAAUGGAGUCUCUCCCAAGCCCGCCAGUCCCCAGGCGGCUGCCCCGGCUGCCGUCACCCCUCAGGCGGGGAGCUCGGAGGCGCCGGACCGGCAGACGCUGCUCGCCGUGCUGCAGUUCCUCAAGAAAAGUAACCUGAAGGAGUCGGCGGAUGUUCUGCUCCGGGAGAUCGGCGUCGUGGACGGGGAGGACGCGCCGAGCCCCGGGCAGCAGGACGGGGCAGAGCAGACGCUCCUCAGCCGGGUGACCGCGGGGAACUCGUCCUCAGCGGCCGGCGGGGGAGCCACCUCCAGCAGCGGCGCCAGUGCGGGGGGCCCGGUGAAAGCUCCAGUAAGUAGUGGCCCCCAGGAUCAGCCGGACGUCAGCGCCGUUCUGUCUGCGUACACCCAGCAAGGAGAUCCUGCCCUGUAUGAGGACUAUUACAGCGGUCUGAAGAGAUUCAUCGAGUCUGUCCUGGACUGUCACCGUGCCGAGCUGUCUCAGUUAUUCUACCCGCUCUUUGUACACAUGUAUCUAGAGCUCGUAUACAACCAGCAUGAAAACAAGGCAAAGUCAUUCUUUGAUAAGUUUCAUGGAGAUCAGGAAUGUUACUAUGAAGAUGAUCUUCGGAUUUUGGUCAGCCUGACUAAAAAAGAGCAUAUGAAGGGAAACGAGACCAUGCUUGACUUUCGGACAAGCAAGUUUGUUCUAAGAAUAUCCCGAGACUCCUACCAGCUUCUGAAGCGACAUCUACAGGAGAGGCAGAACAAUCAGAUCUGGAGUAUAGUCCAGGAACAUUUGUAUAUUGAUAUCUUCGAUGGCAUGCCACGUAGCAAGCAACAGAUUGAUGCGAUGGUGGGCAGCCUCUCCGGAGAGGCGAGAAGAGAAGCCAACAAAGUCAAGGUGUUCUAUGGUCUUCUAAAAGAGCCAGAGAUUGAAGUGCCUUUGGAUGAUGAAGAUGAAGAAGGGGAAAAUGAGGAAGGCAAGCCGAAGAAAAAGAAGCCAAAAAAAGAUAGUAUUGGCUCAAAAAGUAAAAAGCAAGACCCUCAUGCUCCUCCACAGAAUAGGAUUCCUCUUCCAGAGCUGAAAGAUUCCGACAAACUCGAUAAAAUUAUGAUAAUGAAGGAAGCUGCAAAGCGUGUGCGACUUGGUCCUGACUUUUUACCAUCAGUCUGUUUCUACACAUUCCUCAAUGCUUAUCAGGGCCUGACCGCAUUGGACAUUACUGAUGACUCCAGCAUGAUUGCAGGAGGCUUUGCCGAUUCCACUGUGCGCGUAUGGAGUCUGACGCCUAAAAAACUGCGCAGUGUCAAAAGCACAUCUGAUCUUAAUUUGAUUGACAAGGAAUCAGAUGAUGUUCUAGAGCGAAUUAUGGAUGAGAAAACUGCCAGCGAGGUGAAAGUUUUAUGUGGUCACAGUGGUCCUGUAUAUGCAACUAGCUUCAGCCCAGACAGGAACUACUUGCUAUCCAGUUCAGAAGAUGGCACCGUCCGGCUGUGGAGCCUACAGACCUUUACCUGCUUAGUGGCGUACAAAGGUCACAAUUAUCCCGUGUGGGAUGCACAGUUCUCGCCAUAUGGGUAUUACUUUGUUUCCGGAGGACAUGACAGAGUUGCACGAUUAUGGGCUACUGACCACUAUCAGCCCCUACGUAUAUUUGCUGGCCAUCUGGCAGAUGUGAUAAGUACACGUUUCCAUCCCAAUUCUAACUAUAUAGCCACUGGCUCCACGGACAGGACAGUCAGAAUGUGGGAUGUGCUCAAUGGGAACUGUGUAAGGAUCUUUACUGGACACAAGGGACCUAUUCACUCGCUGGCCUUUACUCCUAAUGGAAAGUUUCUAGCUAGCGGAGCUACAGAUGCCAGAGUCUUGCUUUGGGACAUUGGCCAUGGUUUAAUGGUUGGAGAGUUAAAGGGUCACACCAACACAAUCUAUGCACUUAGAUUUAGUCGUGAUGGCGAAAUUUUAGCAUCAGGUUCGAUGGAUAAUACAGUUUGUUUAUGGGAUGCAAUAAAGGCUUUUGAAGAUUUGGAAACGGAUGACUUUACAAGUGCUACAGGUCAUAUAAACUUACAUGAAAAUUCCCAAGACUUACUGCUCGGUUCUUACAUGACCAAAUCCACCCCUGUUAUCCACCUUCAUUUCACAAGAAGAAACCUCCUCCUGGCGUCUGGAGCGUACAGCCCGCAGUGAUGAAGCGUCCAGCCAAGGGCCGAGGCCAACUUAUGCAAUGAAGUUACCAAAUGGGAUUCCGAUGUCAAUUUCCGCAAGAUCCUCUUGCAUUCACUGCACUGCCUUGGUCGCCCUAGGGAUAGGCUUUAUAUGGAAAGCAACAGGGCUGAAAGGCAUAUGCAGAAAUGGUGCUGUGAUCGAAUGACUGUUAUAGUUGAGCACUGAGUGCUUGUGUACAUGUAACACUGCAUCUAUGUAUUAGACUGUCUUCAGUGGUGGUCUCAGAUUUCAGGGGCAAUGAGGAAGCAUUGGAAGUGCCUCACACGAUUGUGCUGUCGGUACCACCGUUUUCAGUGGUGCAGCUGUCCCUGGGAAUUGGGAAGCGGUCAAAGCUUGGCGUCCCUCACACAACAUGUCAGAAGAUGGUUUUUAAGGUUGACUUGUCAGUUAAAUUUAUGCUGAAUAGAGGACCUUCACUUUAUCACUAUGCUAUUUUCCAUGGUGAUUUCUAUAUUAUCUUUAGCAUUGUGUCGCCAUAGAGGUAACCUGUUCUUGUGGGGCGGGGGGAGAUCCUAGUGGUCGGACCCUGACAGAUCACACUUAUCACCUAUCCUGUGGAUAGGGGGUCAGUUUAAGGCUGGGGGCUACAUGCCAAUCUGGGAAGUGACCAAAGCUUUUUGUGUUCAGUGUAGCCAUUGGGUCACAAAAAAUCCUGUGAUGGUUGUGGCAACGUGGUAGUCCUGCUGCGUCCCCAUUUCAGUGACUGCAGUGCUACACAGAGACCUUUGGUUGCAAGAAGGGUGUCAAGGCUGAAAUUGCUAUGUAGCCCCAACCUUAAAGGGAUUUUCAGGCAGAACUCCCCACCAGCAUGGCUGGACCUGUGACGGCAAUCUCGCUCACCUAAUCCCUUCCAGCUCCUUCCCUUGCUGCUGCAGAUCUAUGGUCUCUGCAUAUCAACAUCUGGUCUGAUGCGGGUGAUGUGUACCCCAUGUGUCAUGUAACCACUUUGGGGAAAGCGGAGGAAUCAGAGUCCUGCAGCAAUGGCAGGGGAAUGAAGGAGCCAAAACCCGGCCACGGGGGAUGAGGCAAGAAUGAUUCCUCUGCAGUUCUGGCCAUGCUGGGAAGUGGGGUUUGCCGAAAAGGACUGAACAACCCCCUUUAAUCUGGCAUAUAAUGCAUGUGAGCAGAUAUUACACCCAAUCUAAUGUGCUAAUCAUGCCGGAUGAUAAUAUAUACUCUUUAUUAUAAUGCUAUUAAUAUCAAAUAAUAUUGUACAAGGGGAGCAUGCAAUAAGGCGACUGCAAAAUAUUGUGUGACAAAAGGAAUAUGGAGCCAAAGAGCUAAUGAGGCAUCUGAAUCGGCACCAACCACAGAAGCAUCCCCAGUGGACAAGGCUCCAUAGUAAAAUGUCAGGUGUGGUGGACCCGGUGUAUGGAGCGAGACUUACUUUCCCACCCUCUUGUGGUGAAAAAUAUAAAAUGUGACACAAUCUUUGCGCAGGUAAUCACCAAAAAGUCGCAAAGCCCUAUUUUGAAAGCUUUUGAAGCCGCUGUUUGUUGCAGAUGUCUCUUUGGUUUAUUAUUUUGCCGUUUCCUUAUUGGGUGCUGUUACUCGGCUUGUCCACCAGAUGUCUCCCCCAAUGGAUUCAUUUUUUUAUUUGCACAUGUAAGGCUACUUUCACACUGCUGUCUGUGAGAUCCGUUUCAGGGCUCUCACAAGCGGCCCCAAACGGAUCAGUUUAGCCCUAAUGCAUUCUAAAUGGA